Molecule: messenger RNA, 1099 nt
Organism: Malania oleifera
Lineage: Eukaryota; Viridiplantae; Streptophyta; Magnoliopsida; Santalales; Ximeniaceae
Product: glyoxylase I 4-like
Exons: 3
Coding region: 212-868 (218 amino acids)
Source: RefSeq, a predicted model, not a curated record
GUUCAUAGCUUUUUGUCCUAAAAUAUAAUAGAGGAGGGAGGGGGAGAGAGGAGAGUUGUUGGAUUGGUGGGGCCCGUUCAUAUCGACAGCUACGGGGACUCCGCCCAUACAUGUGUGCAUAUAAGGGCAUCAUCGUUUCAGUCUCGUUCACAGAACCUCCACUUAUAGCUCUAAUAGCUGAGUAGAGAGAGAGAGAGAGAGAGAGAGAGAGAUGGAGAGAGAGAUUGCGAGUGUAGGAAAAGUGGAGGAGAUGUUGAGCAACUGGGCGUCAGGGAACUCAUCGUCGUCGUCGAAGUUGCCGCUGCUGUCUCUGAACCAUGUCUCUUUUGUCUGCAAAUCUGUGAGCAGGUCUGUGCGUUUCUAUGAAGAUGUCCUCGGCUUUGUUCUCAUCAAACGCCCUUCUUCCUUCAACUUCCAAGGCGCAUGGUUGUUCAACUAUGGAAUUGGAAUCCAUUUGCUGGAAGUGGAGGAGGUGCCGACGAAGAAGGGGAGAAUAAACCCAAAAGACAACCAUAUAUCGUUCCAGUGCACGGACAUGGGGCUUGUGAUUCAGAAGCUGGAGGAUAUGAGCAUAGAGUAUGUGACGGCAGUGGUAGAGGAAGGUGGAAUUACAGUGGAUCAGCUCUUCUUUCAUGACCCUGAUGGCUACAUGGUUGAAAUCUGCAAUUGCCAAAAUCUCCCCGUCCUUCCUCUUUCUGAUGCGGCCGCUGCAUGCCCUCUCAAAUCCACCCUGCCUACCAGCUCCACUCCCAUUUUGUCUUCCUCCAUAUGCGGGAAGCAAAGCUGGGAUGAGAUGCAGUGCUCCAAGGAAGUAGAGUCUCUUAUGAUGGAUAACUUGAUGGUGAACAUGAUGGACAUCUUCAUCUAAUUGAGCCGUAAAGAUUUUCACUCCUUCAAAUGGAUGCAUGCUUCUUAAUCUGGACUAAAAAAAAAAGAAUUUGGGUUGUGUGGAAUUAAACAUUACUGUUUUGUGUACAUGUUGCAAUAUGCAAAGUGGGAGUGUAGCUACUGCCCAUCAGAUGUUUAAUUAGUUGCAAUGUGAGAAAUAUAUGUAUGUCCAUUUUGCUUCUUGAAUGAAAACCUUAUAUAUUCAUUCAAA